Messenger RNA from Tetrahymena thermophila SB210, 570 nucleotides. Its product is annotated as transmembrane protein, putative. The transcript has a single exon. The record is from RefSeq and is a predicted model, not a curated record. Lineage: Eukaryota; Ciliophora; Oligohymenophorea; Hymenostomatida; Tetrahymenidae.
AUGGAUUUAACUUUCCAACUUAUUUCCUUCAAUGAAUUCUUACUUUCCAUUUAUUUGCUAAAUCAUAUCUUUAAAUGUUUUUCUUUCUUAUUCUAUUUACACUAUUAAUUACUAAUCUUCUUCUAAAUAAAUAUUCUUUUAUUAUUCUAUUUUUUCAAUUAAUGUAUCAAUGUCAUAAUCUUUAACCUAUAAAAUCUUUAGAACUCCAUGAACAAAAUAAUAAAGCAAACGAUUAUCAAAUAAAAUAUCGAUUAAUAAACUAAUAUUCAUCAUCUAAUUUAUUUUAGUAUGACAAAUUAAUUCCUUAUUCUCAAAUAUAAAAUUUUUUGGCUUAUUUUGCUAUUAAUGAUUCUAUUUUUAAAACAAACUUAUCCAAAAUUCGUUAAAAUGAUUAUACAUUUAAGUCAUAAAUAAUUAAUAAUCUAUUAAAGAUUGAUCUAUUAAACAAGAGUACAAAAAAUCAAAUAAAUAAUCCUUUUAAAACUCAUAGAGGAUUAAUUCAGUGUUAGGUCUUUCAAAUAUCUCUUUAUUUCUUAUUUCUUCUUGUAUAUACUUUAGCAACUAAUUUGA